AGUGAGCGGCGCGUUCACUUGACAGCACACGAAGACGGCGCGUUCACGACAAUCGAGGGCGCGCCCGUAAACGUUGCUCAGGCUUCAAGAUGGCGGAAGCCCUGACAACCCAAGAAGAGGUGGCGGUGGAGGAGUUCCUGGCUGAAUUAAGAUGCAGGGAACAGUCGCAGAACGCCACCCUCGUCAGUCAGAUCACUGCCGUCAAGUUUCUCAUGGCACGAAAGUUCGACGUCUCCAGAGCCAUAGACCUCUUCCAGGCUUACAAGAAUACUAGGAUAAAGGAAGGUAUCUACAAUAUUAACCCACAUGAAGAACCUUUGAGGACGGAGUUAUUGAGUGGCAAAUUUACGGUCCUGCCAGGGCGUGACGCUAAGGGUGCAGCCUUGGCGCUCUUCACUGCUCGUCUCCACCGUCCUGACUUCACUACCCAUAAGGCUGUUCUUCAAGCCAUCAUCUAUCAGCUGGACAAAGCCAUAGAGAGCCUGCAGACUCAGAGAGAUGGUCUUAUAUUCAUCUACGACAUGACAAACUCCACCUACGCCAACUUCGACUACGAACUCUGCGUCAAAAUUUUAAACCUUCUCAAGGGAGCGUUUCCUGCCAGGUUAAAGUGCGUGUUCAUCGUGUCGUCGCCACUCUGGUUUCGAGCGCCGUUCGCCGUACUGCGGCUUUUUGUGCGAGAGAAACUCCGAGAGAGGGUGUGUACAGUAAAAGGUCAUGAACUGGCCAAUCACAUCCCGGUCAGCUCUCUCCCAGAGCACCUGGGUGGCUCAUCACAGUACAGCCACAUGGCCUGGAUCCAGUCAUGUGUUAAUUCCACCCUGAACAACUCCACUGAUGGCAACACAGACUGCUUGGAUGGUCUGCUGCGCUCCUACUGCCAGGACCAAAACCAGACAGCCAACGCAAACCCAGGUGCCACGUUGCUUGGGAACAGCCUUGACGACGGCAACGCUAAUCCUCAGAACCACCGGCACACCCAUUGGAAUGGCCUGACACCACUUGGCUCGAACGCCAACAUCGCCAAUGGCCGUCAGGCUCCACCCCCUCAGUCAGACACGCCCCCGGACACGCCCCUGCACCACAAAAACAAUACAGAAACACUGUCCACACCAAAGGGAGGCCUGAAUGACUGCCGGCGAGACGGCAACGGCACGGAGCAGGAAGCUGACUUUCUUGGCGAGGAAGCGGAAGCAAGCGAUGGGGUCCCGCCCCUUCCUCAAAAGUCGUCGAGGCCGACACCCCUGUCGCGUAGCCCAGCCCACGAGACAAGCUGGCCACUUGGAACGGCGUCGGUACAUACAGCUGAGCCAGGGGGAAUGACGGUGCAGGAGCUGGUGCAGCACGUCAAAACCAAGAAGAAGAAAGGCAUCUACCAGGAGUACGAGGAGAUCCGGAAAGAGCCACCUGCUGGAACCUUUGAUUACUCCAAGAACCCAGCGAACCAGGUCAAAAACCGCUACAGCGACGUGCUCUGUCUGGACGAAUCCCGUGUCCGACUUUGCCCGUUCAAUGACGACGACGAUGAGACAUCAGACUACAUUAACGCGAGUUUCAUGGACGGCUACAAGAUGACGAACGCGUACAUUGCCACUCAGGGGCCUUUGCCAAGAACAUUUGGCGAUUUCUGGCGAAUGGUAUGGGAGCAAGUGGUGUUAAUCAUCGUCAUGACGACAAGAGUCGUGGAGCGAGGCAGAGUGAAGUGCGGACAGUACUGGCCUCUGGAAGCAGGCCGCACAGAGGAGUAUGGGUACUUCCUGGUGAGGAACAUCCAGAUUGAGAUCUUUCAAGAUUUUAAACUUUCACAUCUGGAGCUCUAUAAUAGUCAGACCGGUGAGUGUAGAGAGGUGUCUCAUUACCUGUACAUGAGCUGGCCGGAUUUCGGGGUUCCAAAAUCUGCGUCGGCCAUGUUGGAUUUCCGGGCAGAGGUGAAGCAGAGGCAGGAUCUGGCGUUGCGGACGAUAUUUCCCGAUUGGACGGGACCUCCCGGAGGUCCUCCGAUAGUCGUGCACUGCAGUGCUGGAAUUGGAAGGACGGGUACCUUCUGCACGCUGGACAUUUGUCUCUCGCGCCUUGAGGACAUCGCCACGGUGGACGUGAAGCAGACGGUGCGGCGCAUGCGCACUCAGCGUGCCUUCAGCAUCCAGACGUGGGACCAGUAUUAUUUCUGUUACCGAGCCGUGAUCGAGUACGCACAACAAACAGGACGCCUUGCACCCGUCGAGUGGUCCGACACAGAGCUGGAGACGGACAGCGAGUGACCGAGAGCGUAAGAAUCAAGGUGCCAAAAGAAAACGAGAGUUUCAUGCUCUCUCUCUCUCUUUUUUUUUUUUGGUCCAGAAGGCACGUGUGUGCAGGCGGAGCGCCGCUUUCCUACUCGCCUUUUUUUUUUGUCCCCUUACUGGGAAGAAGAUAUCUAUAUAUAUAAAAAAAAAAAGGCAGGGAGAAGUAAGAGAAAAGGAGCGGAGAUGAGGAUUCACUCGACCUGCCACUUUGCGAUCCCCUUCAGCGAGGCGUGGCUUGGUGCAUGAGCUGUAGCAAAAAAUAACCGACUUUAACACAGCGAACGAGAAACUUGAACUAUCCCCCAGCUUGCCCGUUUAUUUCUCCCCUUCUCUCAGUCUAGACGUCAGAGAUAUUCUGAUAUCGGUCUCGUGUAACUCGGGGGUUUGUCUCACACUUAUAGUGUGAAAGUGUUCAAACUUGAUUCAUCUUUUCUUUCUCUCUCCGUCACAGCACCAUGGUAAGUUGUGUGUGAACUGGGUCCGUUUAUUUUUUUCCCCUUUAUUAUCAUUCUUACGUUUAUCGAAAACUAACCUUCAAACCAAAGGUAACGCGUCGAAUGCUUGGAUGUACCUGUAAUGAUCAUUGUGACUUCAACCUUGUAUAGUCUUGUAAGAUACAUUUAUAUAUUGUGCAUAAUAAUCUUUGGGAAAAAGUCUUGUUUUAAUAUAAUACUCGAUGUUAUUUAGAAAUAUAUAUAUAUAUAUAUAUAUAUAUAUAUAUAUAUAUAUAAAAAUAUAAAAUGAAUAUAUGUAUAGAUAUAUGUUGGGGAAGAAGAAGAGAUUAGAUGAAGAGAUUAGAAUAUCAUCACGCUACUUCCAGUCCUGCAUAUUUUCAUCCUUUUCAUUUCUCUACUUGAUGACUAUCAAUCGGUCGGCCUUGAAUCCAGGGCUCAUGUUCUCCAAGUGACCAGGAAUAGGAGAUUUAAAAAUGAUUAUUAUUAUUUUAUUUUUUUUAAAAAUAGGUUCUGUCUGGUUAACCAGAAUCUUGUUGUUGAUAUCGAAGGUCAAUGUGCGGUGUAUUCCUUAUGAAAAAAAAAAAAAAAAAAAACAACCCAAAAGUGAAUAUGUUUAAAGGAAACUUCUAAGGUCUGAAAUGUGAAAAUGUGUGUUACAACCUGAAGAACCUUAAAAAAAAAAACGAAAGAAAAGGAAAAAAAGGUGUGAAAUGCAUGGACAUGCAUGUACUGAAUAGAUUAAGAUUAGAUCAUUAGAUUGAAAUUAUUUUAGGGGCCAAAAUAAAUAUCACCAGAAGCAGAAAUGAAGAAACUAGCCAGAUCCAUUACAUGUUUAUUUAUUUAUUUUAUUUUCUGAAAACGAUGCUUAGUACAGGUCUCGAAUCACGUUUUUUUCUUUUCUUUUUUCUUUCUUUUCAAUGACAAACUACACAUUUCGUGCGAAGUAUCAUCGUCGUGAUCCGAUCUCCUCGUUCUUAGACGACUUGGGAAAUAGUGGCCUUUAAACUUCGUAUCACUGCCUGUUAAAAAAGAAAAAGAAAAAAAAAGUGCUGAAUUGUAAUCGGACCCUUCUUCCUGCUCGUUUCCUCCUCCCUAAAGCACGGCCUCGUGUCAGUCUGACGUCCCGCGUUACCAUCACGGUGGAAGUUUACGGACUCUUACCCUGAGGUGCGGGUGGAUUGGGACGGAGCCGGCGGUCGUGCGGUGUGAAGUCCCGGGGCUCGGAGAGACCCCGGGGUUUAAUUUGUGCCUUCAAGCUUUCAAGUAUCGCAAGCGAAUCUCGUUCCAAGAGCAGAACUGCAUCCUGCGUACGUUCGUACGUACACGCGUACGAGGAUCAUAUUCGAUCAUCUCAGGGGUAUAUUUGCUGUUGUCCUGGUGUCAAUUUUUUUUUUUAUUAUUAUUAUUCUGUUCUGGCAGUUCGUCAUUUUUUUCAUUCAGCAGUUUGUUUGUAUCGUACAACAGCCUGUAUUAUAGUCCGGGUUUUUUUUUGUUUCUUUUACAUAUUUUUUUUUUUUAUUUAUGUCUGUACAAUUUCAGCAGUAUUUGAAAUCCGUGUGUCGGUACGGCCGAAGAAGAAAACAAAACGUUUGAAUUUGAUAAGCUAACUAAAUCACCUGACUGACUUUGAUUUCAUGCCACUUCUGGAGACAUGUUACUUUGCUGUCGAGCUUUUGGGAGUUAAAGAAGAAUGUCUAUCAACAAUUAUGUUUUUUUGUUGUUGUUGUUUGUUUGUUUUUAAACCAGAAUGCCUGUUGCUGACUGAUUUUGUCCGGGUUUCCUCUUACCAUUAGCGCGCCGAAACUACAUUUUGGGUUGUACGUGAAACCUGCUAACUCGGGAUGUUAUUCAGUUCUAAUAAUGACCAGAACAUAUUAAUAGUAUUCAUUAAAUUGGAGAGGCUGUGUUCCAAUACGCUUUCUUAAACACGCCCCUGUCAGCUUCCCUUCACCUUUUAGGGGCAAUCCUUUAAAUCUAGUCCUGCUUAGACAGAAAGCUACACACUCGUGUAACACAGGGAAUGAAGACACUCGGCGCUGGACACAACCGCGUGUCCAGGACUCUUUUAUUCCUCUUAUACCGCAGCGAUUCGGAAAUGUUCUCAUUUCUUAACGAGCGGCUUGUUAUACUGUACGUUUAAUCCGUUCUCCCUGUUAACACACGUUCUAGCAGCUGUAAACAGUCGUUCCUCCGCCAGCCGCGUAGCCCACGCGGAUCGUCACGUUAACCAAGAACGCAAAACUUACCGACUGUUACAAAGCGCCGACACUGGAGAUUCCUUCUGUAAACGUCUAACGAGCGUCUUCAGAAAACUGUUGCACGCCGUUCUGUCAAAUAACGACGUUUUUACUUCGUUAUUAGCCUCCGCUCACGUGGCGCCUGGUGUGGUGUCCCGCGCAUCAACAUCCACGUGCGAUCGGUCUCGCGGCGCCGUGGCGUAUUGAAUCAUUCACUUUCUGACGAAUCAGAAGCCAGAAUUCGGCUGCACUGAAUUUAUCCGAAACCCUUCCGAGCGAUCAUCAGAAGUCGACCAGGGCGUGUUAAAGCUGUAUCGGAACGCAGGUUUAGACAACGCGACGACGAGUCAUCACGACACGACAAAUCAAAAACGGCAGCCAUUUUGAUUUGAUUUGCGCAUCAGCAACAGGCAGAGAAAAAGACGAAUGUGACGAGUACGGAAGUCGUUUUGUAAUCCGCUCGCCAUCACUCGGAGCAGUUCCUCACAAUGCCUUCUCGUUCAGUUUUAAACUCGUGCAGUGACGAAAAGAAAUAAAAAUAAAACACGAAUGUGGGAGGAAAUAUUUAUAGAUCUACACAUAGCAUUUUUACCCGAUGUUGACUGCUAUUAUGAAUAUUAUGGGAUAUCACAAAAGUCACUAUAAAGCGGUGUCUGUAUAUUAUGAUCGUUUCUGAAACGAAACUCUUGCAUGGACGGACGGCGUCAGGGAAAGAGGAGGCGCGCGCGCGAGGGCGGGAAGGGGCGCGCGGUCGAGUUGCUGUGGUGAUGAUGAUGAUGAUGAUGAUGGGAAUGCAGCUGUAUUUCAUAUAUAAUGGUUUCUCAUCUGUGCCUGAUGUUUUUGUGAUUGAGUAAUGGUCUUUAUACCUGCCGCCUGCAUUAGUGUCAUAGUAAACAUGACUAUUAUUCUGAAA
Messenger RNA from Ictalurus punctatus (channel catfish), 5890 nucleotides. It is a transcript of the gene ptpn9b, whose product is annotated as protein tyrosine phosphatase non-receptor type 9b. Gene Ontology annotation, biological process: protein dephosphorylation. The coding region runs from base 90 to 2261 and encodes 723 amino acids. Gene Ontology annotation, molecular function: protein tyrosine phosphatase activity. The transcript has 13 exons. NCBI's taxonomy places the organism in Eukaryota, Metazoa, Chordata, Actinopteri, Siluriformes, Ictaluridae. The record is from RefSeq and is a predicted model, not a curated record.